Cooperia oncophora is the source of this 648-nucleotide messenger RNA. NCBI's taxonomy places the organism in Eukaryota, Metazoa, Nematoda, Chromadorea, Rhabditida, Trichostrongylidae. The record is from the annotation of a GenBank genome assembly.
AUGUUCGAUAUGCUCGACACGCAAAUCGAAAUCCAUAAGAAAGAAAUUGAUUUUGAUAGUGUGGAAAGCACCGACUACGUUGAAGCUUAUCUCAAAGAGCAGAAGCGACUGGAAAAUGAGCCCGAUAAUGGAGGAUUCACCCACGCUCAGCUGCGUAAUAUGUGUUUCGAUUUAUGGCUGGCUGGGAUGGAAACUACUUCGAACACACUUUACUGGGGAGUACUGUAUGUGGAAGUCCAAAGGCUCUCUAACCUUUUGCCAGUGAACGUGUUUCAUGAAACCACUUGUGAUGUCGAGAUCGAGGGCUAUCAAAUCCCAGCUGGUACACUUGUAUUGCCACAGAUAUCCACUGUUAUGUAUGAUGAGAAGGUGUUCCCUAAGCCGUACGACUUUGAUCCGCGUCGACAUUUAUCUGAGAACGGUACCUUUGUACGAAUAGACGAAGUGGUUCCAUUUUCAAUGGGAAAAAGACAAUGCUUGGGGGAAAGCAUUGCACGAAUGGAGCGCUGUUCCUAUUUUCUUGCCAAAUUUCCUUCAAUAAAAUUCGAGGUUACGACGUAUGGCGACCAACGGCCAUCAACGGUGAAGAAAUUUGCCGCCACAGUACGAGCGCAGGACUUUUGCGUGGUCCUCAAGGAGAGGCAUUAA